Messenger RNA from Cucurbita pepo subsp. pepo (vegetable marrow), 558 nucleotides. Its product is annotated as copper transporter 4. Gene Ontology annotation, biological process: copper ion transmembrane transport. NCBI's taxonomy places the organism in Eukaryota, Viridiplantae, Streptophyta, Magnoliopsida, Cucurbitales, Cucurbitaceae. The record is from RefSeq and is a predicted model, not a curated record. Gene Ontology annotation, cellular component: plasma membrane. Gene Ontology annotation, molecular function: copper ion transmembrane transporter activity.
GUUCAAAAAAGUCCCGUAGUAAAGGAGCAAUGAUGGCUCUGAAAACGACGUCUCACCACAACCUCGGCGCCGUGCCGCCACCGGCGGUGGAGACGAAUCCCGCCACGACAAACAAUGCCGGGAAGACGGUGGUGCAUAAGACAUUAUACUGGGGCCAUGAUGCUCAAGUCCUGUUCACCGGCUGGCCCGGUACCAACUCCGCUAUGUACGCAUUGGCGGUGAUUUUCGUGUUCGUUUUGGCGGUGUUCGUGGAAUGGCUUACUUAUUUAAACUUCAUGAAGCAAAGCGCCGACAAUGUGUUGACGGUGGUGCUGCAGACCGCGAUACACGCAGUACGUACUGGUUUGAACUAUAUGGUGAUAUUAUCAGUGAUGUCGUUCAACGGCGGGAUCUUCCUGGCGGCGGUCGGUGGCCACGCAGUGGGCUUCGUUCUGUUCAGAGCCCGAGUCAAAAGAAAGGCCGAGUCCGAUUCCCCCAAGCCCAAUGGACCAUGAACAUUCUAAUACGAGCCUAGCUCAUGCGCACCUUUCCCUUUAUUUUGCCAUCAUAUCAAUAAAU